Molecule: messenger RNA, 1698 nt
Organism: Clunio marinus
Lineage: Eukaryota; Metazoa; Arthropoda; Insecta; Diptera; Chironomidae
Source: the annotation of a GenBank genome assembly
AUGUUUAUCAAAGCGUUUCGAGUAAAAAACAAUAUUCAAGUGAAAAGUUCAGAGGUUAAAAAACUUAAGACAAAACUUUCACAACAAUACAAAUUAAAUGAAGAUGAAUUGUCGAUUUUGUUGCCGUCUAAAUCAUCUGUUCAAUCUGUGAAAGCGACGACACAUGGAGAACAACAAUUGAUAAUUUUUACAGUCGAUAAACGACCAAUGUUCUUCGAAUUUGAAGAUAGAAUUUAUCCUACAGUGUACUGGUUAUGGCUUAUACCAUCAUGUGUUCCUUACUUUACAACUCAUCCUCAAGUUCUGCCGAAACUAGCGAAUGGUGCAAAUUUAAUGAUGCCAGGUGUUGUAAAAGAAGGCUCCGAUCGAAAGUCUUUUGGGAGAUUCCAAAAAAAUCAGAUAGUGGCUGUAAAUUUAUCAUCAAAUGCUUCAGCAGUUGGUGUUGGUGUGCUAGCAUUGGACUCUGAAGAUAUGUACAUGUCUGCUGGUCAUGGAAUUUGCGUAAAAAUGUUGCAUGUUUUUGGUGAUAAGUUAUGGGGAAUGGAAGGAAGUGUAACUCAACAGAUCCCUGUUUCAAAACCUGCUGUUAGGCAGCCGAAUUUGAACAGUGAACAAGAUUUUCCUGAACUUGGGUCAGUCCCAUCAAAUUCUCAACCACAGGAGCAAAAUGAUGAUGAUUCAAGUUCUGAAGACGAUAGUGAAAGUCAACAAAGUGAAGGAAAUCAAGCUUUAAAUCCCGAUGACAUUCUCAAAAGUAUGUUCAUGUCAGCUCUUAAGAUUAACAAGAAAGAACUUCUUAGUUUAUUACCAAUCCAAGUCGGAACUUUUUAUCCUACUUACGUUCUGAAGCAGAAACAUCCGAAUGGUGACAAGUCAGUUUCAAUCAAAGAAACAUCGUACAAGAAAGUUUCAACAUUUAUUAAACAAAUGACUGAUGAAGGUUUCAUUGUCGUCAAAGAGGAGAAUAAAGGUGUUGAAAAAAUAAUCUCAAUAAAUUAUGAACAUCCAGAGCUUGUCACACAUAUUCCUUUCAAAGUGAAGUCAGAAGAUGCGAAAUCAGAGCAAAGUUGUCAUAUGCUUUUAACGAAAAUGACUGAACUUUAUGUCGUCAAUGAAUCGACAAAGAAAAUAUUUAAUGCAUUAGGUGUUAAAGAUGGAAACGCUCUUGAUUCCACGGAAAUUAAAAAUUAUGUAAAGGAUUAUGUGUCGAGGAAAAAACUUCUAGAUCCCAUUACCAAACAAGCGUUAUUAGAUGACGUUCUUGUUGAAAUAUGUCUUGGAAAACGAGAGAACGAAGAUCCUGUUCGAAUGUCUUUGGAUGAAAUCAUAGCGAAUGUUAACUCAAAGAUGGAUAAUACUUUUGAAAUGCGAAGUCAAUCAGGGCCACUUAUUAGAGGCGGAAAGAAACCAAUAAUACAAAUAACAAUUGCAACAAGAAUGGGCAAUAAGAAAGUAACUUUAAUCAGCAAUCUUGAAGCUUAUGGAAUAAAUAUUGCAGAAUUUUCGAAAGCAUGCAAAAUUGGUGUUCAAGCUUCAACAAGUAUAACAAAGACUCCUGGCUCAAACACUAACCAAUUUCAAAUUCAAGGAAAUCAAGUUCGUUUUGUUUAUUCUCUUCUCACUGAGACUUACAAAAUUGCUAAAGGGAAUAUAUCCGGACUUGAGUUUGCAAAGAAAGAUAAAACCAAGAAAAAGUAG